UACUACGAACUCUUUGUGAAGCAUUAUCCUUGGGGUCGUCCUGGCGGCGGUGCGCCUAAUUUGGAUAUCAGACGCAAAGACAUCACAGCAGUUGGCCUGCAUUCCACGCCCACAAUUAGCACAAUGCAUCGGCUGAAUUCGUGGCAACCCUGUCGCUAUAAUGACUACUUCUCGCAGCGUAAAAAGUGUCACGAUCCUGCCACAUGCUACCACCAUCACUUGCAUCAUCACAUACCACCCCUGCCGCCUCCGCCGCCGCCGCACGUCACCACCCACACGCAUACCGUACAAACCACUACAGAGGCCUGCCAUCCGGGCAGUGUGCUGGCCCUUUGUGAACGUAGCGCUGGCGGCGAUGUUGGCGUUGGCGCAAAACUAGGUGCCACCAACACCAAUGCGGCGGCCAGCAGCAGCGGUGGCAUUGGUGUUGGUCUGGGCGCCACGAAAAAUGGUGAGACUCUGCAUAUAACGCUCAAAGAUCACCCAUCAAUGUCGUUUCGCAAUAAAGGACAUCUCGACAUUGAGGUGCGCUACAAGCCCGGUGCUGCUGCUGCAGGUGGUAAGGGGAAGCCGUUGCUGGAAAAGAUUGUGGUGUCGGACAGUGACAAGUGCCCGCUGGCGCAAGGCAUACACGCACAACCGGCAUUGAGGGGUUCGCCACGCAAGAAGAAGCUCAUUGCCAAGCUGGAAAAGCCGCCAAGUAAGGAUCCCUGGGGUAAGGCGGGUCCUGGUGGCAAACCGUGGCGCAGUCCGAAGACAGUCGGCAGUUCGUUCAUGAAGUCGCUGGGUUGGACCAACAAGGAGAUGCUCAAAGAUCUUGACCAAGAUAAUCCCGUCACGCCAGCCGAGAAGCCCACAUUCCGCAAAGUGCGUACCAAUAAAAAGGUUCAACGCUGUUGUGAUCUCUGCAUUUGCAGUUGUCCCGGCAUCGUGACAAAUAAGGGAUGUGGCGGCAUUGCUAUGGCAACACGAAAGAAACCACAUCAAAGCUCACCCAGCAAAGGCCAAAGCAAUACGACUACAACAAAUCCAACUGCACCAGCAACAACAACAGCUGCCGCUUUAAAGCAAAAAUACUGCCCGCGCUUUGUACGCCAUUGCGGUGCCACCAUGGACAACAACAAUUCCAAUAAUACAGAGACCAGUGCCAAUGUAGGUGGCGAAGGUGUUGAAUUGGUGCCACUGCUGGCACGUCGACGCGCCAAUACCCGCCCAGUCAGCCUGUCCAGCACGGAUGUGACAAAGCGCACCGCCUCCAAAGAUAGGUACGCAUGCAACAUGAUUAAUCGUAGCAAAUAUAUGCAGCAUUUGCAACAACUACACUGCAACAACAUUAGCCAUAGCCAUAGCCAUAGCCAUAGCCAUAGCAAUAACAUCAAUAUCAACAACAUGAACAACAACAAUAGCAACAGCAUUAGCAAAUGCAAGAAUAAACGCAUCAUCGCUAACAAAAUUUGCAAUUUUAGCAAUGCAAUCAUCGGCAACUGUCACAACAGCAACCAAAACAACAGCAAUAACAGCAAUGAGAAUAGUAGCAGCGGCACUUCAUGUUGCUUAAAGAAAUUCACUUUACAUAUUCGCUAA
Molecule: messenger RNA, 1584 nt
Organism: Rhagoletis zephyria (snowberry fruit fly)
Lineage: Eukaryota; Metazoa; Arthropoda; Insecta; Diptera; Tephritidae
Product: homeobox protein 2-like
Source: RefSeq, a predicted model, not a curated record